UUCCAAGGACUUGAUUCAUUAAAUAUACAUUCUGAUCUGGAAAUUGCUGUUUGUAUUUGAGGCACUGCUUGGAAGUGUUAUGCUGUGGAUCCAAAGAGACUGAUGACAUGGUGCUAAGUCUGUCAAUUUCCAGCUGAGCUCUGGAAUGGCCUAUCAAGAAGUAGAAGUCCAACUAGAUAAUGAUUCAAUGAUAGAAGGAAUAAGUGACCAGGUACUGCUGGCAGUUGUGCUCGGCUUCACAUUCCUUGUUGCACUGGCAUAUGUGCUUUUAAGGAUAGCCCAUCUCAGUAGCAUUAUUUAUGUGGUCAGUGAGAAAAACCUCAGUAUUUUACUGGGGAUAAGUGUAGUAAGAAAUGCAGCUGGAGACAGGCAGCGCUUCUAUACUGAUAUGUCCUGCCCUGUCUGUUUGCAACAGGCUACAUCUCCUAUCGAGACAAACUGUGGACACCUGUUCUGCGGUUCCUGUAUUAUUGCAUACUGGCGGUGUGGCUCAUGGCUGGGUGCGAUACAUUGCCCCAUUUGCAGGCAGACGGUAACUUUAUUUUUACCACUCUUCAAUGAGAGUCAACAGGAUGCGGUACAAGUACUUCAGGAUGUCAGUGAUUACAACAGAAGAUUCUCAGGACAGCCAAGAUCGAUUAUGGAAAGAAUUAUGGAUUUGCCAACAUUAUUGCGUCAUGCGUUCAGAGAAAUGUUCUCUCUUGGAGGUCUCUUCUGGAUGUUUCGCAUCAGGAUAUUCCUCUGUCUGUUAGGCGCUCUGUUGUACCUAGCGUCACCCCUGGAUUUCCUGCCCGAAGCUCUAUUUGGAAUUCUGGGAUUUUUAGACGAUUUCUUUGUGGUCUUUCUGCUACUUAUAUAUAUCUCCAUCAUGUACCGAGAGGUUGUAACGCAGAGGCUGAAUAGAUGAGAGCAGAGUGUCAGGACUAGCAUUCGAGAGGAUUAAGGGGAAUGCUUAACUUGAAUGAACCACUGCCGAGUAAAGGAUACGGUAAAGCAUCUUAACACACUUUCAGUUUCUGCUAUUAAGGAGCCUCUAGCCGAAUGUGCAAGCAUGAUGAAUUGAAAUCACUGUGAUAGCA
Molecule: messenger RNA, 1079 nt
Organism: Gekko japonicus
Lineage: Eukaryota; Metazoa; Chordata; Lepidosauria; Squamata; Gekkonidae
Gene: RNF170
Product: ring finger protein 170
Exons: 8
Coding region: 146-907 (253 amino acids)
Molecular function (GO): ubiquitin protein ligase activity
Source: RefSeq, a predicted model, not a curated record